Messenger RNA from Lucilia cuprina (Australian sheep blowfly), 2093 nucleotides. RefSeq names its product U2 small nuclear ribonucleoprotein auxiliary factor 35 kDa subunit-related protein 2. NCBI's taxonomy places the organism in Eukaryota, Metazoa, Arthropoda, Insecta, Diptera, Calliphoridae. Gene Ontology annotation, molecular function: pre-mRNA 3'-splice site binding; metal ion binding. The record is from RefSeq and is a predicted model, not a curated record. The transcript is spliced from 6 exons. Gene Ontology annotation, biological process: mRNA splicing, via spliceosome. The coding region runs from base 147 to 1829 and encodes 560 amino acids. Gene Ontology annotation, cellular component: U2AF complex; spliceosomal complex.
GAGCCUUAGAAAAUCCUUUUCGCAACUGAGAGGUGGGGUAUCUCAGCAAAAUCUUUCCCAUUAAGAAUAUACAUGUUUGUGUGUUUAACUCAGCAAAAUUUGCUGAGCUCAGCAAAAAUUGCUGGGCACAGCAAUUAAUUUUCAAAAUGGCCAAAACAGCUGAUUUACGAAAAAAAUCAAAACAAAAAAUUCCAGACGAAAACAAGAACAAGAGUAUAUACGCACGCCGCUUUUUUUUAUUUGAUUUAAAUGAAAAAAAUCAAAAAUUUUCUAUAUUCAUGGAACAAACAACCAAUAGAAGAAGAGACUGGCGCAAACUGGUGAAAAAAUUGCAAAGAAAACGCCGAAGACAAAAAAUUGCCCAACAAAGGGAUAAGAAUUUACAGGAAGUUGAGUUAGAAAAGCUAAAAGAUCCCUUAUACAAAACGAAGAUGGAACAACAAGAGCAACUUGAACAGCAACAACAGAGGGAAGAGGCAAGUGAACGUCAACUGCAGGAGGAGCUUUGGCUGCGUAGGGAACUGUUGGCACAAGAGCAAUUUAAAAGAGAUGAAUUAAAAAGGCAGGAGGAAGAGGCAAAAUUAAUAGCUGAACUAAUUAAAAAAGAGGAGGAAUUAAAAAGGCAAGAAGAAGUGCGUAGGAAAAAACGGGAAGAGCUAAAUUUACGUGCCGAAAGAGAGGCCAAAGAAUUUGAGGAUCUCAUGUUGUGUAUGCAACAAUAUUUGGAGGACAGCAGCAUGAAAACCCCUGAACGAUUAGACCGUUGUAUGGAAACUAAAUCUGGAGAGAAACCAUGUGAAUUUUUCUUAAAAACUAAUUCUUGUCGUUUUGGAUCCGUCUGUUCGUUUAAUCAUAAAAGACCUUUGCUGGCCAAAACCCUCUUAAUUAGACAUUUCUUUCAACAUCCAUUGCUGGAGCAACAAAAACAUGAAGAAUAUUCCAGGUCUGAUAGUGAAUUAGAGUUGAGUGAACGCGAUUUGCGUGAUGCAUAUGAUGAAUUCUGUGGAGAUGUUUGGCCUGUAUUAGAAGAAUUUGGUACCAUUGUCAAUUUUCGAGCAGUACGUAAUGUGCAAAGUCACUUUAGGGGCAAUGUUUUUGUGGAAUAUGCCGACAAAAGAUCUGCUUUAAAAGCCUUUAUGAAUCUUCAUAAUCGUUAUUAUGCUUCGAAACGUUUAAAUGUUGAGUUUUCCAAUAUACGCGCCUGGCGCACUGGAGUUUGUGGUUUAUCGUUAGGCCGAAAAUGUCCCAAGGGUGUGGAAUGUAACUUUUUUCAUUUCAUGAAAAAUAAGGACAAUAAAUACAACAAACAUAUUUUAAAUCGGGAAAUAAAAACUCCAAGUGUGACCCCAGUUUCAAGAAGAAGGCAAGAAACACCGCUCAUAAGCAGUGGUUGGAGUACCGUAGAUUCUCGUAAAAGUCAAAAAAUAUACUCACGCAACUGGCGCUGGUCUGAAAGUCCAGAAAUUGAACUUAAAUCCAAAACUGAGUUACAUACAACACAUGGACACUCAUCUAGUUCGAAAGGAAAUCAUUCAUCACACAAAAAUUCCAGAUCUAAAAGUCCAAAUUCUUAUUCAUUACACAAAAAAUCAAGAUCUAAAAGUCCAGAUACUCAUUAUAAUAAAAAUUCGAAAAGAUCUGCAGCUGUUAGUACAAAAUCAAAUCGGGAAGAAAAAUCUCCAAAAUCACGAUCUCGUAGUCCAUAUUACGAACGCCGUAAAACGGAAAGGAAGAAAGCGAGAAAUAAAAGUCCCGAUUCCAGACAUAAACGUUAUAAAUCUAAAUCUCCCGCUGAAAAAUAUAAAACAAAAUCUAAGCGAUAUAAUUAAGCCCAAAGGUAAGAAUGUUUCUUUCUUUUUUCCUAAUUGCACAUAAUGGAUUUUUUUUUAAUGGUAGAAAUCAUGAGUUUUAAACUUUUUGAAAACAAAGGAACAAAAGAACAAAAACUUGAAACUAAAAAUAUUUUUAUACUAGAUUUUACUAAUUAACUGCAUAUUAAGAACAUUGAACGUUUUAACGGUUAAUUUUAUGUAACCUAUUGCGAAUAAUGCUUCCAAGUAUUACAUAAAAAUUUAUGUAUUAAUUUCCACUUA